GCUGACGGGUUUGGACGUUUCUUUACGUCGUUCGUUCGUUUGUUCAUUCGUUCGUUCAUUCAUACGUUUGAUCGGCCACUUUAAAUUGCUCUGUGGAGAAGCGAAACAACAGUUUGUAUGAGUGGAAGGAUGGUCAAAAUUAUCGCAACGUGUGCGUGAGCAGGAGAUUCAAUAAUAUUUGGCAGAUUGUGAUGCGAAGAUGUGCAAACGGGAAUAAUUAGUGUGGAUCCGCGGGUAACAUUUAUUAUUACUGCCUUCAAGAUUCAGUUCCGUAGUGGGAGAGGGGCAAACGGUUGACCCCUGUAAAUUUUGAAUAGAAAUCGACAGGUUCGAUCGCUGUGGUCCCGCAGAACAGUGCACUCGGGAGAAGAGAAGGGAGUUUACAAGUGCGUCAGAAAGAGAAGAAACAUCAUUUUUUUCUUCCCCGAGACGACCUUUUUUUGCUAUCUCUAAAUUCCACGAGCACAGAGAUCACAUCGUCUUGGCGCCGUCGAUGGCGGUUUGUCGAAAAAGUGGCCGAUGUGUAUGAAAAUAGAAGAAGAUAAAUAUUACAUCCCAGCCAAAUUGGCACGGGUUUGAUGCUGCGGGUAUUUGAUAAUCGGAGAAGUGUCAGUGUUACGGUAUUUCCGUGCUUCCGCUGUUGUCCAGCGUCCGCCGCCUUAAUGUACCUGUGCCAAAGGGGUACAUAGUGUAUGUGUGUGUUUGUGUGCACUCAAACGAGAGGAGUCCAUCUUCGUUUGACAUUUCGUUUUAGUGCGAUAUUCGCACGUGAGAGAAAUCGUGCAAGAAUUUUCUUUUUCCUAAACGGGUACGAUUAGGAUGUGUUUUAAAUUUGUGGUUGUAUAAAUAGUAAUCAUAACAGUGAGGCAAAAAAAAACAACGACGGUCCAGCGGGGAAGGAAACAAAUGAAUGAUUUAUAAUACCGACAGAUAAAAGAGGAAAAGGCGAGCCGUGGAACACAUAGCCAGCCGUUUAGACGUUUUGGUGCGAGUAUUUGCUCGGGUUCGUUCGUCUGUUCGUGUGUAAUAUUUUUUCUUCUUCGGUGUAACCUAUUCGCCAGCGAGCAGCGGUUCGUCGGUUGCUGUUUACAAGUGUGAGGAAGCAAGUGGAUUAAAAGAGCGUUUUGUUUUUAUUGUUUGUGUGCCACACCGGGACCGAGUGGAGUUCAGACCGAGUGCGAGCGAAAAUAAAAGAUUAAGCCACCCAGCUGCGCUUCUUCUCAUCCCAUCCAAUUCACACCUACUUCACUGUGAGUAGAAAUUGAUACUCGGAAGCAAUCACAGCGUGGCGGCAGCGAACUCGAGCUCCGAACGUCAGCGCCAAUUAUGUGUACGUCUCCGCCUGGAAACCACCGGUAGCCGGAAAGUCACUUCCAAGACGACGGGAGUAGCUGGAAACCCUUUUCAGAGGGAGGGCGAAUGAGGAAAUUAGUUAUAAUCGUGUUUUAAUUCGAUUACACUCAACUCGACGCUGCCGUCGGGUAGUCUGCGGGGGGCAGCAAACACUGUGCGUUGUGAUCCGGUGGAUGCAUUUUUUUCCGCGAGUUCAGUGUUGUGGGUUGAUGAACACCCAAAAGUGGCAUUUUUAAGGCGUCCCGACGAUGAAGUUCGAAGAAAGUUUUACAACCAGCGCUCAACUGGUGGCGGCGCAAACCUCCAGUGACGUGGUUAGAUGGACACAUACCGAGCACAGUUCGACUUCCGAUGGUUCCUGCCGACGGAAAAGUGCCAAAUGCAGUCCUCGCCGAGGAGAACUGUCGUUAGGAAUGAUCAAGCAGAGCGCUCCGAUGGCACAAUUCCAACCCUGCUGCUCACUGACUCCCUGUGAUGACGAGCGCCACCCAAAGGUUCACGGGAGUGACGGUCAACUGCCUUGUGGUGGAAGUGGUAGCAGUAGACUAACGACGCGGUCGUUAGCAUCGUCGACCUCCAGAUGGCACCGGUGCCAGUUAGUAGUGUUGUACAUAGUAGCGUUAGUGUUAGUAGGUGCAAUUUCUGUGGUUCACUGUGAUGCAGUUAGUAGAAGUAGUAGUAAUAGUAGGCAACCUUAUUCCAAUGUGGCGGAUGAUGCCUACGCGGCGGCCGCUAGUAGGAGUGUGACGGAGGAUCUGCUCGAUGCUAGCGGACACUACACACACCACUGGGCGGUACACAUUCCGAAUGGGGGCGACGAAACUGCCGAACUGGUCGCCGCCGAGCACGAGUUCAUCAACCAUGGAAAGAUUCUCGACGGAUUCUACCACUUCGAACAUCGGCACGUGCAGAAACGUUCGGCGAAUCCCUCGGCCCACCACCAGCGUCGUUUGGAUGCCGACGAUCGCGUUCAGUGGGCGCAGCAGCAGCGAGUGAAGCGGCGAGUGAAACGUGAUUUCCGCCCGCUCAAGAGUCCCUACCUGAUACAGCUGAACGAUCCCAAGUGGCCAGAGAUGUGGUACCUGAACCGAGGCAAUGGCUUAGACAUGAAUGUGAUACCGGCCUGGAAGGAAGGAGUAACGGGGAAAGGCGUGGUCGUUACAAUCCUAGAUGACGGACUUGAGUCGGAUCACCCGGAUCUGGAGCAUAAUUAUGAUCCCAAAGCGUCGUACGACGUGAACGGCAACGACGGCGAUCCCAUGCCGCACUACGACCUGACGGACUCCAACCGACACGGGACGCGUUGUGCCGGUGAGGUGGCCGCAACGGCGAAUAACUCGAAGUGCGCGGUUGGCAUCGCGUACGGGGCUCGCGUCGGUGGCGUUCGGAUGCUGGACGGAGACGUGACGGAUGUUGUGGAGGCCAAAUCGCUGGGCUUGAACUCGCAACAUAUUGACAUCUACAGCGCCUCGUGGGGACCGGACGAUGACGGCAAGACGGUCGAUGGUCCGGGCGACAUGGCGACGCGGGCUUUCAUCGAAGGCGUCCGCAAAGGCCGUGGCGGAAAAGGGUCCAUAUUCAUCUGGGCUUCUGGUAACGGGGGCCGGGAACAUGACAACUGCAACUGCGAUGGUUACACGAACUCGAUCUGGACCCUGUCGAUAUCGAGUGCGUCCCAGGAAGGAUUGGUGCCUUGGUUUUCCGAAAUGUGCAGCUCCACACUAGCCACAACGUACAGCAGCGGGAAUACAAACGAGAAACAGGUGAUUACAACGGAUUUACAUCACUCGUGCACGUCAUCCCACACGGGAACAUCGGCAUCAGCGCCACUAGCAGCCGGUAUUGCGGCACUUGUGCUCGAAGCCAACCGCAAUCUGACCUGGCGUGAUCUGCAGCAUAUAGUUGUUCGUACGGCUAAGCCUGGAAAUUUAAAAGACCCGACGUGGUCGAAGAAUGGAAUCGGUCGCCGUGUAUCGCAUUCGUUCGGAUAUGGCCUAAUGGAUGCCGCUUCGAUGGUUAAAUUGGCACGUACGUGGAAAACCGUGCCUGAGCAGCAGGUCUGCGAAAUAAACGCACCCCACUUGGACAAGCAAAUUCCACCACGUACCAAAGUCACGCUUCAACUGACGGUCGAGCAUUGCAUGGGAGUGAACUAUCUGGAACACGUACAAGCCAAAAUAACGCUGACCUCCCAGCGCCGUGGUGAUAUCCAAAUCUUUCUAACCUCACCGUCCGGUACCCGCGUUACGCUGCUCACCCCAAGAUCCCAUGAUUUAUCUCGCUCGGGUUUCAACCAGUGGCCCUUCAUGUCGGUGCACACUUGGGGCGAAGCACCACACGGAACCUGGCAGCUUGAGAUCCACAACGAAGGCCGCUUAUUAGGCUACUCACUGAUCCGCGGCUGGUCAUUGAUAUUGUAUGGAACUAGCACUCCUCCGGAUUCGAACGAUCCACCGAAUGCUUCCCGCGUUUUCUCGACUCCAUCGCCUGCCCUUCCGCCCAUCAUUCCAGCGUACUCAGUUGGUGGGUCGAAAACAUUCUACUCCACCACCGGUGCACUGGGUAAACCAAAUCGCAAGCAGCAAUUGCAGUACGCCACCUACACACCAAACUCUCAGUUCGGAAUUACACCCGUGUAUCAGGUAACGCCCGCCCGGAAGAACAACAAAAACAAGAACAAAUUGAACAAGAAUUCCACAAAAAAUACCACCGCCCGGCCUUCCAGCCAGACCACGCUGAAUGGUUUCCACAAUCCGUACGGCAACGGUAAAAAAUAUGAGUACAACACGGGAAUCAAGAAAACUGCAACGCCAAAACCGAAGCCUUUUAUCCAGAGUAUCAACUACAGAAACGAGAAAUACCAUGCCGCCACCUCUAACGGCUACGAAAAGCAGAUCGCCAUCAAAGCUCCCAAGCAGGUCAAGGACAACGGCUUCCAAACUCCAUCCAAAGCCGCUUCCCGCAAGCCGAUCGCCACCGGUCCCAUAACAAUCCUUCCUAUAAAUUUUUCAACCAGCAUCGAAGUCACCACAACAUCGGCCCCAACGACCCAAUCGUCCUUCCUCAACGAACGUUUCUCCACCACGAACGGCCGAAUCCCAAAACUUUUCCAGCAGUACGAAAAAAUUCAACAAUUCUACCCAGAACUCAAACCUUACUCUUCCAUUCGGGACGAUAUGGAGCGACCGAAGCAGCAGCCGCCGCAAUCCCCCUUCGAAUCCGAGUCGGGUCCUCACGGGAAUCCUUCGGUUCUUUUCAGCGGUGGAACCAACGGGAAACCCUCCCGGGCAAAUACGAAAAUUUUCUUCCCCGACACGGACAUCAUUGACGCGAUCGGACCCCGGAAGAUCACCUCUAGCCUGCAGCCGAUACAGCAGCCCUUUUACGGGCGCACGCAAAACUCCCAGUUCGUUUCCAGCGGAUCCAAGAGUGGAAAGGCCCAAAUAACUCAAUGGAAUCUAAUUUUCUACGGAACGGAAGCGCCCGCCCAGCCAGAUGACCCAGUUCGGCUCGGGAAGCCCAGCUUCAGCGAUAACAACUAUGGCGGCGAAAUCGAGCACAACUCGCUGGAGUUCGACAGUGGCAUUACCAGCGACCAGUGGAGGAACAUGCAACAGAUCGGCGAGAGCCACGUGGACGUCCAGAGGACCGCCUCCAACGACGUGACAAGUUUAGCCUGCAGCAAAUACACGCUGACGCGCUGCAUAGUGUGCGGUUCGUCGUCGUACUUUUUCAACGGUCGCUGCUAUUCGUCCUGCCCGACGAGCACGUUUCCGUCGAACAGCUCAACCGAUCCAGCGAAUGACCCCAUUAGGGAGGCUGUCUUCACUGAGCAGAAGCCACUGCCGGCAGGCUCAUUACGGCGACGCAGCGCUAUCUCUUUCCGGCUCGUCGCCAAUGGCAGCGAUAAUUUCAACAAUCUAGACGACAUUCGGCGGGCGGCAAAGCCGCAGGAACGUGACACUCUGCAAUCCCAGCAUUAUUGCCUCCAGUGUCACCCUACGUGUCUCAGCUGCAUUGGCUCAGAGGAUUACCAGUGCACCGAAUGUCAGCCGGAAUUUGCAUUCGCAGAUGCUGAUGCACCCCGCUCAAAUCACCAACAGCGGUGCGUCUCCAUCAACGGCAAGCGACACCAGCAGUUGGUUUACGAUGGCAUUGGAACAAAUAAUUUCAACUCAAAGGACCGUGGCCAUAGCGAAAAGUUCGAUAAGAGCUCGUACUUCACCAACUACCUACUUAUGAUAACCGUCGUCGGGACGAUACUGCUGGUGGCCUUUGCGGUUAUCUAUAUGCUCUGGCGACGAUGCUUUCGGGGCACCACCACGGUCCAGUACAAUCGAGUACAGACAUACGAAGUCGUUAGUGAGCCAUCCUUCGCUGAACUGUUGCGCGAGGAGAUCGAUGAGAUACUGGCCGAAAGCUCAAACGAUGAGUUGAAUGAUUUGGUGGACGGUGGAAUCAUUGCCCCGAUGGAGAGAUGAAAGGGCAAUUUAUCGGUUUUGUGAACCGGGCAUUCAUACCCACAUUCCUGUUUUUAAUCUUUAUUUACACUGCUCGGAAAGUAGAUUUUAGAAACAACGAGCAGCUGAUGUUACACGGUCAACAAAUAGGAGCCAGUUUAUAGAGUUUAUUUUAUCAAACUCGGAUCAGUGAAGAAUCAUUAGUGUUUAUAGAAAGUGCGAAUGUGAUAACAUUAUUAAUAAAAUGUAAAGUAUUUGUAUUCAAUUAUA
Messenger RNA from Toxorhynchites rutilus septentrionalis, 6083 nucleotides. It is a transcript of the gene Fur1, whose product is annotated as furin-like protease 1. The transcript is spliced from 13 exons. NCBI's taxonomy places the organism in Eukaryota, Metazoa, Arthropoda, Insecta, Diptera, Culicidae. Gene Ontology annotation, molecular function: serine-type endopeptidase activity. The record is from RefSeq and is a predicted model, not a curated record. Gene Ontology annotation, biological process: peptide hormone processing. Gene Ontology annotation, cellular component: trans-Golgi network; Golgi membrane. The coding region runs from base 1602 to 5834 and encodes 1410 amino acids.